UGGUGUCAGUGCAGCUGUUGUCAAUCUCUAAUGACGAAAUUCUCAAAGAUUGCGUUUGCGAAUCAACAGCGAUAAUAUGUCAACGAUAUAAUUCUGCCAUUUGUUUGCUGCGUAAUCUUCGAAAAGAUCAAUAUUCCGAUAAUUGACUGAAGACGAAAACAGUGUUCAGAUGGCGCGCAUCGCUUAUCAGUGAACCUGCGUACAUAACUUCGUAUAAGAUUGUUUUGCGUGUGUAGUGAUCAAACUAUAGUGUGUAAAUACAACUAUCUAGAUACACAAUGAGUGAACCACAUAUGAAUUACAGUGGUCUUUCUGGGCCGUCGAUGGCUAAUGUGCCGUUUACGGGGCACGAGAACAACUUUGUGAAUAAUAUUGCUUCGACAUCUUCUAUGCAAGGGAAUGUGCCCCCUCCUCUACCGCCCAGGCCUGACAUGAGUCUCCAACAGGGCAUGGUGCCUAGCUACGGUGGAAUGGGAGGGUAUGGCAUGGGAUCCUACGGCGGGAUGGGGAUGGGGAUGGGGUCCUACGGGAUGGGAUCCUAUGGGAUGGGGGGGUACGGAGGAUACGGUGGAUAUGGUAUGGGAGGCAUGGGAGGGAUGGGCGGAAUGUACGGAGGAUACAAUAGAUACGGCGGAGAGAUUGAGAGCAGGUUCAUCCAAUUAGCUGAAGAGAGUUCACGGCCAGCAUUUGAGACUAUACAGGGGGUAGUGCAUGCUUUUGGCGGUGUUGCCAUGAUGCUGGAAAGUACAUACUUCGCUUUAACCAGCUCAUUCCGAGCUAUAUUAGGUGUAGCGGAAAACUUUGGUCGAUUGAGGUCACUUUUUGCCCAGUUCUGGUCCACAUUUGCCGUGAUAAGGACCCUGAACUGGAUCAUCAGGAAGCUAAUGGUUAUCAUUGGUAUUCGGACUGAAAAUGAAUUUAAGGCAUGGGCAGAAGCAGUAGCAGCUACCCAGGACGUGCCUACCGCCGGCGCCCCCGGGCCGCGCACCUCGGGCUGGCCCGUCAUCAUGUUCCUGGGCAUUGUGGCCGCAGCGCCCUAUCUCGUGUUCAAGAUGAUCAGUGGCCUUAACAAGUCUAUUCAUGAAAAUUUACACGACCCAACCACAUGGAAGGCGCCUUUCAAAGCGAUCGCGACAUUCUCCUUCCAAGCCACUUCUCCCCAAGAACUCUCAAUCCAAGAGAAACAGACCUUCGUGGUAGCCCCCCAGCACUUGCAGCCACAGCUCUGGAACACAGGGUGGCUCAUGGCUUCUAUAGACGGGAAGACCGCGGGGCUGGUACCUACUAACUAUGUCAGACUUAUCGCUCCUACAGAGAAGGAUAAAGAGGUGAAAGCUAAGGAAGUAGAAGUUAAGGAGAUAUAGGUAUGAUGGGAAUAAUGGGUUAGAAUUGUUUAACUUUGUGUUGUUUGUGAAAAGACUCGGUAAAAUAAGGAUUGGAAGAGUUCUUUGUGAUACCAAUUGGUGGUUUAGAUGUUUUGUUUCACAAAAGCGGGUGAGUUAUACUAGUGUGUGUAAGUGUGCAUGCAUAUUGUCUUUGUAUGCGUAAGCUCGGGAGCGCUCAGUAUUGGUCGAGUCGCCGAGUCAUGAUGAUGAUGAUGUCCUCCUAGCCGACUAUCGGCUACGGCGGCUGUUCUCUUGUAAGGAGAUUAGCCAACCGCGCAGGACAUAUUAUAGUGCACAAGCAUUUGCUUGGACACAGGUGCACUCACCAUUCCUUCACUCUCCGCACCCAAUAAGACGGCAAUACGACACGACCGGAGAGAGAUCACAAGCAGGGCCGACAUUUACGUGCUCUCCGAUGCACGGGUGUGUCAAGUCGCCGAGUCAUACAAAGACAAUGUGCAUAUAUAUUUACACACACAUGUAUGGGUCGCCUGCUUUCGUAAGAUAAAAUAUCUAUAUCGUUAUAAGCUUUAGUGUCAAAUAUUCGACCAAACGUCGAACAAAUAUUUUGGAGGUGGCACGUCGUGUUCUUCAAAAGGUUCGUGUUUGAAACACUUAUGUAAUUAUUGUAAUAAGACUGUAAAAUUCGUGCCGAAUGGCCUUUGCUUGCUUUGACUGAAGGUUUAUGGUCGUGAAAGAACCCAAGUUCACAAUAUAAACGUCAGUUUUUAUCAAAUCCCUACGUAGUUGGGAAAAGGCGGAUUAUAACUUAUUACAUUAUAAAUUAAUAUUGACAGAUUAUAAAUUUUCACGUUCAAUUUUCAAAGUCAACGGCUGUAUUGAGAAAACUGACGUUUAUAUUGUUGAUGAUUUUGGUCCUUAGGCCGUUGUAAGCUAUACUUAUGACGUAAAACGUAAGACCCUUUCGUAAGUCGCUUAUAGUAAUUUCUUCGAACUUCUUACAACUUACAGAAGUUAAGUAAUUUUUACAAAAGCAAUUUACAGGGCGGGGUUAACAUAAUACUUAUGAAAGUAAAGUGAGAAACCUUGAUAUGAAAGGCAUAAUAAUAGAAUAGGCAACCCCAGUAGAAGGUGGCAACAUUUUGAACACUAAUUUUUUAGAGCGCACUAGAGAAAUAGAGAAUUGUAUAAUAAAUUAUAACCAUUAUCAAUUUCUGACGAAUUGAGAACCUCCUCCUUCUUAGGGAGUCUGUUAAAAAUAUUGGGCCCAAACUGUGAUAUUAAACAGUCACACAAAAUUUCAAAGCAUUCCAGAACGUUUUGAAAAUGGAAUAAACUUAAAAAGAUGGAGUUGACAAAGCUUGUGAUCUUAGCUUCAUUCUGAAUGUGUUAAUUUCUAUUGUUUUUUGACGAAACUGAUUAAAACUCAUAGUUGUUAAAUUGGAAUUUAUUUGCCUACUGCGUUGGGCAGUGGAUCCGUGGUCAUCGGUAAUGUUUACCAAUGCAGUAUCGUAUUAUCAAAGGUUCCACAAUACCGAUCUAUGUAUUGCUUAUGAUUGUUUGCAAAAUUGUUUUGUUACUGCUAAAGAAAUUGUUUAAAAAAUGUUGCAUAUUUUAUAACAUUAGGGGUGCAAUAUUUAACUAUAACGAUAACCAAACAAUCGCUAUAGUUGCAUAGUGCAACCCACCCUUAGGCGGUCCUUAGACUUACUAUAACGUUGGGCAAUAUUUUUUUUAAUAUUAAGCAGUAAUCAGAAGCUAGUAAGUCUGACACCAGUCUAACCAAGGGGUAUUGGGUUGCCCGGGUAACUGGGUUGAGGAGGCCAGAUAGGCAGUCGCUCCCUGUAAAGCCUGGUACUCAGCUAAAUCCGGUUAUACUGGAAGCCGACCCCAACAUAGUUGAAAAAGGCUCGGAGGAUGAUGGAGUAUUGCGCAAUAAUAUUGACCAUCUAAGGAGCGCCUUAGGUACCUAAUUUAAGUAGGUUUAUACUCACAUAUAUUGUUGAUAUAUUUCUUCGCAUUUUUUUGUUUCCUUUAGGUAUUUGUCUCAAAAUUUAAACUUAGAAUUAUGGUGUAGGUACAAUUUUGUUGUGUCAACGAAUUCUCGUGGUAUGUGAUUAUGUUAACUUAUUUCUUCGUCACUAUUUAUAAGAGAAAUUAAACCAUGAAUUAUCGGAUCACGAUUUAGAAGCACACUGGUACUCAGCUACAUUCGGUUAGACUGGAAGCCGACCCCAACGUAGUUGGGAAAAAGGCUCGGAAGAUGAUAUCCGAUCAGGAUUUUGAAAAAUCAUUGCUCUUUUAUGACCAGAAAAAUGGACUUGUAUUUAUAAUAUAUACGAAGUUUUUACUAGUCGAUACGCAUAUAUUUGAAAUCCUGUAAUCAUUGACUAACGUCAAUUUAAAAACAAAAGGAAUAAGUUUUACUUAUUCUAUGUAAAUUACAAGACUUAUGAAUUAGUUUUGUUAAUUGAUAUAUAACAUGUAUGAGCGAUUAAAUAGGUCCUGCCUAUAUGCAUUUGACUUUAGUUUUCACUAUAUUACAGGUUAUAUUAUUUAUACUUAUAAACUCUCUUCACUAUGGAUGUUAUCAUUUAUUAUAGGCGUGAUGACAGAAUUAAUAAACAGUGAUUCUAAUUAGUCCGUCUUUUGUAUGACCAAAAAAUAAAAGCUACGUAAUUAUUAUUUUUAACAAAACGUUUCAAAAUACUAUGAUUAAAUACAUUAUUGCAUGGUAUUGAGGGUUUAUGACGUCACACUUAUGUAAAAUUUGUAUUAAAUUUAUGAACGACGUAACACAAAAUUACGAAAACGUCUUGUAUUUUCAUUGUUAGGAAAAAGUAAGUGUCUGUUUUUUAGGGUUAUCCAAAAGACGGACUAAUUACUUUUCAUUUCACAUGCCUAUUUUAUGAUUAUUGAAUAGGAAUAAGAUCAGUGAAAUUAUAUUGUUGUGGGAUGGACUGAUUUAGUUAAUAAAUAAAACCAAAUAUUAA
This is a messenger RNA of Helicoverpa armigera (cotton bollworm), 4339 nucleotides long. It is a transcript of the gene Pex13, whose product is annotated as peroxisomal membrane protein PEX13. Gene Ontology annotation, cellular component: peroxisomal membrane; peroxisome; peroxisomal importomer complex. The coding region runs from base 279 to 1364 and encodes 361 amino acids. Gene Ontology annotation, molecular function: protein binding. The record is from RefSeq and is a predicted model, not a curated record. NCBI's taxonomy places the organism in Eukaryota, Metazoa, Arthropoda, Insecta, Lepidoptera, Noctuidae. The transcript has 5 exons. Gene Ontology annotation, biological process: protein import into peroxisome matrix, docking.